UUAUCAUUGGCCAACUUUAUUUACGACGGUCUACACGUAUGUAUGUGUCAUUUGUGUGUCUGUGUAGGGAGCGUAAUGUCGUCGACACCUUCGAUAAGCGUCAGCAUGAGUCCCGAGACGCACAUGCGCUUGAGUUCCGAGAAGCUCAUGCGAUUAGCAAGACCGUUUUCACCUUGUGCGAGAUCGGUGCGGUAUCAUGACGGUCAAACGUGGAUCGACGAAGCAGCUAGGGAGGACUUCGACGAGGACCCAUGGAUGACCGUCGUCCCGUACAUGAACCGGCAUCUCGACGAAUGGAACGAUAAUGAUUGGAAGGCGAUGGAGCGUGUCUGCCCUUGGGCAAGCCCUUACAAGUUUGCCAACAUGUUAGAGUUCGGGAGCCUCAUUGCACUGCCUGAUGGUGUCCUCCAGCGAAAGACCCUGGACGAUAAGGGUAAGCCGAUCCGCUACCGUACCAGCUUCAGACGUCGCCUCUACUGCGAGUACAUCAUAUCUUCGUCAAGAACUUGGGGAAGUUCGCAGAAGCAAGAGUUGGUGGACUGCGCUCGUCAUUGUUCAUUCUUGGAACACUACCCACCCCGUUGCCUAGAGACUUCUCCACAAGCUAUAUCGUAUUGUUGUGUGCGGUUGACUGAUGACGGAUGUCCUUUCGCCAGAGUGCUAUGUGUGGCUUCUUCAGACAAAAGUAGAAAACUGAUGGAUGUAGUUGUACUCGUGUCACGGAACGAGAUUGUACAACAGGAUUACAAAUUCAAGCCGGUGAUGUCUCGCCCCGAUGUAGAUGGGCGGUCAGAUUUCGUGAGAGCAGGUCAGGUCACAUGUUUAGAAUUGUUUUAUGAGGUGGAAGAGAAAGUGUUUGACAUACGAGACUGUACAGGGAAUUCCUUAGCACGACCCGGAGGGUUUGUUAGGAUGAAAUACAUAUCCGUGUUUUCGGAGAAUGCAACAGUCGACGAGCCGCAGAUCCAUGUGUAUGGAUCAUCUAUGAAUGCUAUGUAUGGCUUCUGUUCACGACCUCGUCCGCGGGAAACCCCGUAUGUCACAAGUUACGGACGUGUGGUCAGACCUUGUGUUGAAGGGAAAACAUGUUAAAAUACAAUCUUGUGGAACAUGAUGUCCAUGUGCAUGUGCACCUUGAA
Chara braunii is the source of this 1139-nucleotide messenger RNA. Lineage: Eukaryota; Viridiplantae; Streptophyta; Charophyceae; Charales; Characeae. The record is from the annotation of a GenBank genome assembly.